AUGUCUGACGACUCGUCCGGCGCCUCUUCCAUGCAGCCGCCGCCCCUGGGGCAUGCACGCCAUGCCUCUAUCUCCAGUGGCCGCCGACCCAAACUCGAGUGGGCUCCGCUCACGCCACGCCCAGCUCGCGUUAGUUUCUCAUACAGCGACAGCGCCGUGGCCAUGCCGGCCAUCGCCAUCUCGGAAUCGAAUAGCGAGGGCGAUGCGACGCAGAGCGCAGAACAGCGCUCAGAACGUAUGCAAACACGUCGAAUUCGGCAAUGGAUCGCGCGUGUGAGCGAGGCGACAGCGACGACGUCCACGUCCUUCGAGACCGAGUCGUCGUCCACAUCCAGCAGUAGCGAUGGCCUAGGCAACGCGGCCGCCACAGCAACCCGCCCCUCCCCCCUCGUGCGUCGCGCUACCAGCACACGCCGCUUGCUCAAGGCACCUGCACGACCGGCCACGCGCGGCCGCAUCUCGCUCGUCUCUCCACCCCUGAUUCCCCGCGUGGUGGACCGCUUGUCGGAUCGCUUACGAACCCAUGUACCCACCGUUCUAUGGCAAUUGGCCUACGAUCGACUGGUCCGGCCAUGGACGACGACGACCGACGACGCCGGCGCCUGGAUCCUGGGCGAAUACUUUGGCCCUGCCUGCGACACACCCACGCCGAAAGACGAUGCGUCGUCGCAUGCCUGGCAUGACGAGAUGGACAUGGCGAUUUCCAAGCUGAUUUGGUGUACCUACCGCAGCCACUUUACGCCAAUUGCUCGUACAGGAUCCAUUGGCGACGAAGAAGCAAAUGCCAAGACCAUUGCGGUAGCCACCGAGGCCUUGUAUGCCCGCGAUCCGCCCCCCGGCGCCGCGGCGCAUGAUACCCCUACGACAUCGCCGGCCGCUACGUCCACCACCCCCCCUCAAGAUACCCCCACGACGACAUCGCCUUGGACACUCCCCCCCUCGCACCUCCUAGACAACACCACAGCCGUGCACCAGUGGAUUGUGGAGCAGCUCGACAAGUGCGGCUGGCAGCUGCCAGCGGCUUGGCGGCCAGGUGUAGACCACACGCCCCUGCUACUCAAUGCAAGCCUCGUGCAGUCGACACUGGAUACAGUACGUCAUCAUACCACCUUAGCAGGCCUGCCUGGCGUAUGGAACUGUGUGCAUGCCCUGUACGCCGGCGCACUGUCACUGACGCAGCCUGCUGCGGGCCUCACCACCGAUGCAGGAUGGGGCUGCAUGCUUCGGUCUACGCAGUCGCUCGUGGCCAACGCCCUCGUGCGAGCGCAUGGCGGACGACAAGGGUGUAGCGACGCACAGCUGGUGCGCAUAACCUCCUGGUUCCUUGACGAUCCCAGCAGUGAGUGCGCUUGUAGUCUGCACCGCCUCGUCGCUCACGGCGUGCAAAUGGACCAGCCUGUGGGCACUUGGUACGGCCCUAGCAUCGCGGCUGCCGCCGUGACGCGGUGCCUCCACGCGUACGAACCCUGUGGCCUCGGUGUGGCGACGACCAAUGACGGCCUGAUUUACGUGGAUCAGGUGACGCAAGCCUCCAUGGCGCCAGGCACGGAGCAGCCUUGGACACGCCCCGUCCUCGUCCUUGCAGCGCAGCGCCUCGGCCUGGGCUCGGUCCCUGCGUCGUACCAGCAUGCGCUGAAGCAGCUGUUCACGCUCCCACAGAUGAUCGGGAUCGCAGGCGGACGGCCUAGCGCUUCCCUCUACUUUGUCGGCGUGCAGCAGGAUCAGCUGCUGUACCUCGAUCCACACCAGGUGCGUCCGAGUGUCCCAUUCCGGCACCCACCCCCGACGCUGCUGCACUCGCCGCUGCGUGAGCACCAAGCGCUGCUCGAUGCAUGGUACACACGGGCGUACUCCAGCGAAGAGCUGGCAACCUUCCACACGCCGCAGCUACAGUCCAUGCCUCUGAGUGCGAUGGAUCCCAGCGUGUUGUUGGGCUUUGUCUGCAUGAAUGCCGAGGACCUGGCCGACCUGCAGAUCCGCGCGACCCAGUUGGAAGCGCCUUUGUUUGAUGUGGCUAUGCACAAACCUAUGUAUGAGUCGAAGGAGCCAUUGCCGGAAGCUCACAACAAAAACGAGAAAUCCAAGAACAGCCAAAAUGACAACGAUGAUGACAAGAGCAGUACCAGCGAUGGAUGGACCGUCGCCUCAUAG
This is a messenger RNA of Malassezia pachydermatis, 2151 nucleotides long. RefSeq lists its product as hypothetical. Gene Ontology annotation, molecular function: protein-phosphatidylethanolamide deconjugating activity. The record is from RefSeq and is a predicted model, not a curated record. The transcript has a single exon. Lineage: Eukaryota; Fungi; Basidiomycota; Malasseziomycetes; Malasseziales; Malasseziaceae. The coding region runs from base 1 to 2151 and encodes 716 amino acids.